This is a messenger RNA of Torulaspora delbrueckii, 2184 nucleotides long. RefSeq names its product putative SCF ubiquitin ligase complex subunit SKP2 (gene SKP2). The record is from RefSeq and is a predicted model, not a curated record. Lineage: Eukaryota; Fungi; Ascomycota; Saccharomycetes; Saccharomycetales; Saccharomycetaceae. Gene Ontology annotation, molecular function: protein binding. The transcript has a single exon. The coding region runs from base 1 to 2184 and encodes 727 amino acids.
AUGAAACGGCUGCAACUCUUUGGUAAUUCGAAAUACUUCUCAAUUAGCUCAAAGGAAGAGAAACCGCCUAGGGAAUCUUCCCCUGCAAGAACGAGAUCUCCAAAACCACGUCAGUCGACCCCAAAAAGCACAGCUGAAUUAUCUUUGUUAAGUCUCCCACCCAAGGUACUAGCUGCGAUUCUCGAACAACUGGAUGUCAACACCCUUCUUUCAUUAUGUCAAGUGAAUUCCGCAUUGUAUAAACUUACAUCUGAUCAGUUCCUGUACAGGAACAUAACGUUGGAUAAUAAACUUUCUCUACUGAAAUUUAAUGCUUUAAUACACUCUGAGUUCCAUACAUCCAACGCGCUGAAUGAGAGGCAUGGUAGCCGUCGUGCUUCACAAAAUGCGAGGUUCUUGGUGAGGUCCAUCAAAUUUAUAAAUCCUCAAUGUCAGGAUUCGUUACUCAAAUAUAGCAAGUUUCACAAUAAGGUAGAUCAGCAAUCAAUCAUAGGCGGAGCCUAUCACUAUGAGAGUGCGCUCUCUGCAUCUAAUCAAUCAAGGUCACACUCAAAGGAUCGAAGGUCAAGGAGCUCUUCACGACGCUCUUCUGAUAAAUUGGAUCAUGCGGCAGCUGAGUGGUACAAGAGUAUAUGCAAAUUGGAAGGUACUUAUAGCCAGUACACCUAUAUCGAAUUGCUCCUUGAUAUCGUGGAUUAUCUACCUAAUCUGACACAUAUAAUCCUUGAUGAAGUGCAACCGGGCUUCAAGAUUCCCUUGUGGUACUCAGUUAUGAACGACGGAUCGAGGGAUUUCUUUAAGAAGAUUAUAAACGGUCAGCAAUCGAUGAAUAGGAACGAUUUGAGAACUUUCGAACUCUCAGAGAGCUUUGCCUCGGACUAUGAGAGAAGGUUUCACGCUUUGCCGCGAGUACCAACUCUAGAGAUAAGAGCGGCUCUAGAUAAAAGGAAUAAGCAUCAAGUUCACUUGAGGCCAAACUUAUUGUGCUGUUUUGGAAUUAUAAAUGAAUUGAUCUUGCAAAAUGUUAUCAUAGACACUGAAUCUCUCGAUACUCCGUGGGAGUUUAUGCCAUUCCAUUUAAAGACAGACUUGCCGGGCUUCUACGAUGUUCACUCGACAACUCGUAAGCUAACACUAAAAUCCUGCCACAUUCUACCGGGCAGUGGGAUUUUGAAAUUAUUUCAUCAAUACUUCAAAUGCGUUAAAGAAUUGCAGCUCUUACAAAUCACAAGUAAAUUCGAUAUGCUGCUUUGCAGUUGUUUUACUUCACUGACACACCUAACAAUUGAUUGUAAUAGUAAGUGCUUUGUUGAUGAGGCAAUAGUAAGUGAUGAUUACUACUAUAAGAAGCAGGAUAUUUCUGCGGAGUAUAAUGAGGACAGUGACGGCGACCUAGCGUCAGUUACAGAGACUUUACUUGAUCCGCCAGUUGAUAACAGUUUAUUAGCCCCACCACCAACGUCUCCAGUGGUACUUUCCAUCGACAGAAACUAUCUUACGAGGGCGACGGUCCAGAGCCAACUUGGGAAUAGGAAAAUGGCCAUUAUCACAAAUUCACAAAGUGAUUUUUUCAAGUUUUUACGUGUUCCCGCAUUCCAUGUCUUUUACCAUUAUUACAAGAAAUUGUGGGAUAGGCUGCCUCGCAAAAAUAUCAACAUCAGCAUAGUUAACAUUCCAUUUACCAAUGUCUUUCCAAUGUCGCCUCAGCUAUUUUGUGACAGAUUGUUAAGGCCCUUGGCUGACGAUCAGCAGACAUUAAUACCCCUUCGAACGUCGCGCGCCAAUGGUACAGAUCAAGACCGACAGUACUACUGGAAUGAUGCUGUCAAGAAUUGCUUGCGUGACUCCAUUCAAGUCUCCUUUGGUGGUGGCACUGCUGGCCCCACAAUGAUAGACACACUAAGUGAGAUUUCAUCAGAUAUUCUGAAUAAUCAUGAAAACUUUAAGAUGUUCCAGGACAUACCUAAUCUUAACUCAUGGUUCUUUCUUAAAUCUCUUUCAGAGUUCAAAUCUGUCAGGAUACAUAUGUUGAAGCGGUGGCUCUUUUGCACUCCCAGAACCAGAUAUGAUUGGGAAAUACUGUUGAAGCCAGUACUCAAUGUUAACGUACCAAUUGAAGUACGAGAUAAAGAUGGAUAUGUUCUCUAUUCCUACGGGUCGAGAAUGACAGAUGUAAAAGGUUAA